This is a messenger RNA of Fragaria vesca subsp. vesca, 2205 nucleotides long. RefSeq lists its product as uncharacterized. The coding region runs from base 1 to 2205 and encodes 734 amino acids. The record is from RefSeq and is a predicted model, not a curated record. The transcript is spliced from 9 exons. NCBI's taxonomy places the organism in Eukaryota, Viridiplantae, Streptophyta, Magnoliopsida, Rosales, Rosaceae. Gene Ontology annotation, biological process: mRNA processing.
AUGGCAGAUUUGGACGACGAUUUCGGAGACAUCUACACUGAAGUUGAUACCCAGGCCUCUUCAGCCAUCAAUGGCGUCUCCAACUUCACUCAGUUCUAUACUCAACCCGAAGAAGAAGAAGGAGAAGAUAGAAAUGAUAGUAAUAACGAUAAAAAGAACGGCGGCGAGGGUUUGGUCUCCGAUUCUAAGCAACUCAGUUCUGUGUCUGAGGAAUUGGGCGGUAAAGUUUCGGGUUCCGAAUCGAAUGAGGAGUACAGUGAUAGUGACAGUGAGGAUGAUCUCAAUAUAGUUUUGAAUGAUGAGGGCUGUAAAGGUAUUCCCUUUCCGAUUUCGGGUGGUGGGAGCAUGAGGAUUGAUGAUUGUGAUGAUGAGGAUGAUGAUGCUUUUGUGGCUAUCAAAGAUUCCAAGUAUGUAUGGACUCAAGGAUCGGCUUGUGCAAGCAAUGGAAGAGGCAAUGAAUCUGUGGAUUUGGUGUCUUCCAUGCCGUUCGGAGGAGACCACUCUCAGAUCAGUUGUGUUCGUGAUACACCUAAUCCAGUGGUGACUCGAAACAGAUUUGGUUUUCGACUUCCUUGGUAUAGGACAAUACUGGACGUGGAUAUUGAAUCGUUUGAGGAGAAGUCAUGGAGGUAUCCUGGAGUUGAUUUAACAGAUUACUUCAAUUUUGAUUUGAAUGAGGACAGCUGGAAAGAGUACUGUAAAUCCCUGCAACAACUUCGGCGGGUCAAAUCCAUGCAGUAUGGCACGCCUGGCUCUUCAAAAUUUUAUCAGGCUAAUGAAGCUGGAUCUGAGCAUGGCAUAUUCGCCCAGGAAAUUAUGUCUACAGGAGUGAAUUAUGCUGGAUCAUGGACAUAUGCUCCUCCAUCAUCAACAGUUUCUGAUUGCAGACCCAUAGGAAACACAAUUCAGAUAGAAGAUAGUAUUGUUGAACGCCAACCAUCUUUUGAUAGCAGGCAUCCACGUAGUUGGAAUUCUGAUGUUGUGAUACAGAUUUCUGUGCAGGAUCCCACCCAGGAAACCCCUAAUUCUAGCGCGGAACAUGGGCAUACAAAUAGCAGGGCCCAUGAGAAAUCUGAAAAUGGGGAGUUUGAUGCAAAUGGAAACCAAGAUUAUAUCUCAUAUGAUGAUGAUUCAUCAUUAGGAAGUCCAGAAGUAGACGUGAGAACAUUAGAUGGGUGUUCCCAGAAGAUCAGUGUGUCCCAUCCAAUGACGAUAGACUCUGAUGAUCACAGAAAUAACAAGGUCAUUGAUGUGGAUGGGAAUAGGCAUAAGGAGGUGAAUGGUAUCUCAUUGGAGGCUAUUGAACUUGCUAAUAAAGUGACAGAAAGUCCUGACAGGAAUACUUCCUCUGCUGAUCAAUACAUGAUGGAAACACAAUUAUCGCUGAGUGAUGAUGAUGAUGAAGUUAGUCUCAUUUCAUCAUGUUUUGAAUCUGAUUCUGAAGCUUCCAGGAACAGUGCUCAUUUUGAUCCAGAAGAUAUUCAUACUCCUGUAAGGUCUGUGGUGAAUUCACAAACUGAACCAAGCAAGUCUGCCACAUCUUCUUUUAAGAACUCAAAAGGCAAUUGCAUCAAGAGAAAAAGAGUUGAUAUCCAAGAUUAUUCUAUGUGUAGAAGUUCUUCUCAAAAGAAGCAUAAUCAUCAGGGUGGGAGGCUCAACAGUAUUGAUGGACCAAGUAAUCACAGAAACAAUGACAAUGAUAUGUCUCUCACCUCAGAUACUGAGGACCCAAAUGACUGGAAUGGCUCAGAGAAUCCUCGCGGACAGGAGGAGAGGCUGCGAGGUUCUGGUGAUAUUAAUAGAGCAGAUAUUUCAGAAUAUAAAGAACCAAAAUUUUCCUGCCAUUAUGGCAUUAGAAAUGCUGAUAACCAUGAUCAGAAUAAAAGAAAACAGAGAAAGUAUUCGAGUAGAAAAGGUAGUCACCAGCUCCAACGGAAACUAGAUCGAUAUGUGAAUAGAACUUUUAAUGAGAGGCAGAAUUGUUGUGAAGAUACGGAUACAGAUUGGAACCACUUUGGAAUUACUCGGUUCACUGAGGAGAGGAGUCCUCUUACCAGCAGGGAGUCCAGGGGGUUGCAUGCUAGUGGCAUGAAGACGAUUUUCUGGGAGAAAAAGCUGGGAGAUGCACAUCAUUCACUAGUCGAAAAAGGAAUAAUUUUGAUGAUUUUGAUGAAAGGAAGUUCCCACCAGUCAGGAGACAACUGA